AUGGAAAGCCACAGGAUUGAUCUGCAGACCCCGUCGUCCCUGCGCCGUCACCCUGAAACCCUCCCGGGUAACAGGACGGACUCAGAUGUGCCAAAGCCACAAGGGGUCGCCGACAAGUCAGAAGCCGCGGCUGUAUGGACCGAACCCAUAGCGGACCUCAAGUCCGAGAAGGAGAAACGGGGCGUCGGCCUCAAACGCAGCCAAAUGUUUCGCAGCACGCCUGGCGCUCACCAUGUUGGACAAACACGCGAGCAACAGAAGAUCACCGGGACCGGGGUGACGAGAGCGGCAGGAGCAGAAAAGAGCCAGCACUGUAACUGGGACGACCGGGAUUUGAUUGUGAAGUCCACGUCGUCAGUUCCUUUAAGCCACGGCAACAGCAGCAAGCAAUCAUCCCAGGGGCACGACCAGGCCGCGCCCCGGACACCGGAUGUGCUCAGCUUCCUUGAGAACGACUCGCCUCCGGUGACCCAGGAGAGCAUACUCCAGGCGAUCGCCCAGGCGUCAGAGAACUGGUCGCCGCGCAGCAUCUCCUCCUUUGGAAGCCUCGGCAGCAGCAGGCGAAGUGCGUCCGGAACCGACACCACGACACCGGAUCAGAGCAUCGACGGCGGCACUCGGCCGUCCACGGCUUCAGAUCCCUCAGCGUCGCGGGCGCGUGCAAACAGCGGCGAGAAGCCAACAUGCCGUCCCCGCCGGCCACAGCCGCACCCACACUCGCACCCACGCUUAGAGGGCGAGGUGCACGAUCGGUACGGCACCCCUGAGAUGGCGAGGGGCCCGGCCAAGCACCCCCACCUCGCGCCCAGCGAGUUGCAACCACGGCUGGUUGCGCCGGGACAAGGCUAUCCGAAGUACCUCCCGCGGGCCGAGAAACUGCCCAUGUCGGGCUACGAGCUCCUGGCUGCGAAGCUGUCCAGCUCGGGCCUGACCUCGAGGUCGAGACGGGGAUCAGGGGGGACGAGUACCUCGUCAGAGGGGGACGACGAAUACCCAACCAUCCGGCCCAUCUACCGGAAGUUCGAAGCGCUCAACCACCGGCUGCUGCUGCAUCUGCAGGACGAGCUGAGCGAGCUGGAGGAGCAGCUGCACCGGCUGGACACGGCCGACACGCAGACGCGCCGGCUGCAGAACUGCAUCCUGCCCGCGUCGCGGCGCGCCGAGUUCAUGGCCGGCGGCGAGCUGCAGUGGCGCAAGACCGACAUCCUGGGCAAGAUCGGCUUCAAGCUGGGGCAGUACAACCACGCGCUCGAGUCCUUCACCAAGACGCUGCGCCUGCCAGCCCCCUCCGCGGCCGCGGUCGAGCACUACCGCACCUACCUGGCGACGCACCACCCGAUCGCCGAGGUGGAGACGCGCUUCCUCGACCACCCAGCGACGGACCUGGCCUGCCUCGCGCCGGACACCGCCAGCUGCGCGUCUCGCUCGCCGUCGCCGUCGCCGUCGCCGUCGUCAUCGUCGUGGCGCGGCGUGGAGGACUCUGACGGACUGCUCACGCCCGUGCCGCGCCGUGGGUCGCCGGCCUCCUCCGGGAGCAGCGGUGCGUGCGUGGGUGAUGCGCCCGACGGCGCCGCCGCAAUCCACGCGACAAGGACGAGGAGCAGCAGUCCUGCGAGCAGCGGGAGCCGGGCAUCGUUCUUCCCGGAGUGGCGCACGCAACAGCUCGAACGACACCGCCCGCAGCAGCAGCAGCGGUUACUGACGCAGCAGCAGCAGCAUGCGAUCGCUGGCGGAACAAACCGAUCGCCACAAGCAGCGCCGAGCAUCUCCGCCUCCACCGCGGCGCCCGCACGCCCGCCAUGGCCGAGCGUAGACGGCACCACAACCCCCACCGCAACCGCAACCGCAACCGACCGCAGCCCAACGGCAACCGCAACCGACACCGACCGUAGCCCAGCGGCAGCCCAAACCGACCACAACCCAGCAGAUCUCGAAGCAGAACUCAAUCUCGAAACCCAAACCGCGAUCCUCGCCGCCGCAGCCGCGCUCGCCCCCAUCAUCACCUUCCGCGUCGUGCACGACUUUGUCGGGCGCGUCGCCGUCGUCGUGGUCGCGGGCCGGGCGGUGGCGGCGCUGACGCGCAGGCUCCGCGAGAUACUGAUCCUCAAGGGGGGGAGGGCCUCAGCGGCUGCGGGGGACGCCGGGUCGGCUGCUGCUGCGGCUGCGGCGACGGCUGCGGGAGGUGGUUGGCAUGUUGUUGUUGCUUAUGGUUUGGUAAUGGUUGUCGUUGCGGCUGUGUUCUAA
Messenger RNA from Thermothielavioides terrestris NRRL 8126, 2244 nucleotides. RefSeq lists its product as uncharacterized. The coding region runs from base 1 to 2244 and encodes 747 amino acids. The transcript has 4 exons. The record is from RefSeq and is a predicted model, not a curated record. Lineage: Eukaryota; Fungi; Ascomycota; Sordariomycetes; Sordariales; Chaetomiaceae.